Messenger RNA from Protopterus annectens (West African lungfish), 1279 nucleotides. RefSeq names its product 2-(3-amino-3-carboxypropyl)histidine synthase subunit 1-like. The transcript has 9 exons. Bases 25 to 1068 code for a protein of 347 amino acids. Gene Ontology annotation, molecular function: 2-(3-amino-3-carboxypropyl)histidine synthase activity. Gene Ontology annotation, biological process: protein histidyl modification to diphthamide. The record is from RefSeq and is a predicted model, not a curated record. Lineage: Eukaryota; Metazoa; Chordata; Ceratodontiformes; Protopteridae.
UUUACAGGAGCAGAGACUUUGGUGAUGGGAGAUGUGACAUAUGGAGCCUGCUGCGUAGAUGACUUCACUGCCCGUGCACUUGGAGCUGAUUUCAUGGUACACUAUGGGCACAGCUGUCUCAUUCCAAUCGAUGCUACAGCUGGGAUAAAGAUGUUGUAUGUAUUUGUGGAUAUAAAGAUCGACACAUCUCAUUUCAUUGACACUAUUCGUUUCAAUUUCACCAAGGGCUCUUGCUUGGCUCUGGUUAGCACCAUCCAGUUUGUGUCAGCACUACAGGCUGCACGCCAGGAGCUGAGUGAAGAAUAUGACAUCAUUGUCCCACAGUGCAAACCGUUGUCACCUGGAGAAAUCUUGGGCUGCACUUCUCCUCAGCUGGACAGGAAGACUGAUGCCAUAAUAUAUCUUGGAGAUGGUCGCUUUCACCUUGAAUCUAUCAUGAUUGCAAAUCCAGAAAUACAGGCUUACAGGUAUGAUCCCUAUAAUAAAGUGUUCUCUAAACAAUACUAUGAUCAUGAAGCCAUGCGGUGCAUUCGGGAGGAAGCCAUUGGAAGAGCAGCCAAAGCACAAACGUGGGGGCUUAUACUGGGAACACUGGGGCGUCAGGGUUCACCAAAAAUUUUACAGCAUUUGGAAUCCAAGCUGCAAGCUCUCGGCCUCAAGUUUGUGAAGGUUCUGCUGUCCGAAAUAUUCCCUGAUAAACUGAAACUGUUCCAGGAUAUUGAUGCGUGGGUCCAAAUUGCCUGUCCUCGUCUUUCCAUUGACUGGGGAAAAGCCUUUUCCAAACCUUUACUGACACCAUAUGAGGCGGCUGUAGCCCUUAAAGAAAUUGAGUGGCGUCAGACCUAUCCAAUGGAUUUCUACUCCAGCCAGUCCCUAGGGCCCUGGACUGUCAACCACAUCACUCACCAGCCUGAGAGAAGUACCAGGCAGCCGCUGCAGAACAAAUCAGUGGUGCUACAGAAGACAGAAAUGGAUGCAGGGAGAAAACCUUGUCCUGACUGCAGCUGUGAGAGUGAUACUGCCAUUCAACAUCAGCCAGAACAAGAGACCAGUAAAGAUACAACUUAGAGCACUAAAUUUGCAAGUUAAUAAGAUUUACAGAAAGCUGUGACAGUGAGGCAGAAAAGGCAAAGGAUUAUAAUCAGGGUAACGGUCCAACAGCUGUUCUCCCAGCUUCAGAAGGUCACCCUUGUGAUAAAGCAGAACAGAACUUUAAUGAGCUCUCAAAUAGUUUAUCUCUGCAUCAGUAUGUUAAUAAAUGCUUAUGCAGUUAAAAAUG